AAAAUGAGCGCAGCAACGUCAAUUGUUUCAACGAAUUCGGGUCCCGUGAUGGGAAUUUCGAAGAAAACGGAUUUAGGAAAGGAAUUUUUCUCGUUCCAGCAUAUCCCGUAUGCGCAACCCCCGCUUGGAGAAUUACGUUUUCGUGAUCCGAAGCCUGUUAAGAGUUGGAGUGAAGUUGUCGAUUGCACGAAAGAGGGUUCAGCAGCGACGAAUAUCGAUAUUUUUCUGCCCGAUGGACCAAAAUUAGUUGGAUCUGAGGAUUGUUUGGGAUUGAAUGUCUUCACGCCUGAUUUGAAGCCAUCGAAGCCCCUGCCAGUUUUUGUUUGGAUCCACGGAGGCGGAUUUCUAUGGGGAAGUAGCAGCACGUACUUUUACGGACCAGAUUUGGUAGUUGAGAAAGACGUCAUCUUCGUUUCCAUCAAUUAUCGUCUCAAUAUUUUCGGAUUUCUCUCGUUGAAAGAUCCAAAAGUCGGAAUUCCCGGAAAUGCAGGCUUGAAAGAUCAAUCGAUGGCUUUGAAAUGGAUCAAAGAGAACAUUUCUCAUUUUGGAGGCGAUCCAAAUAACAUCACAAUAGCAGGCGAAAGUGCCGGCGGAGCUUCUGUCAAUUAUCAUCUUAUCUCUCCCUUAUCUCGGGGAUUGUUUACUCGUGCAAUCGCCAUGUCUGGCUCGCCUUUAACGCCAUGGGCAACCGCAAAUCGAGAUUAUAACAAAUAUCUGAAGAAAUUUGUAAAAAAUCUCGGAUUAACUGGCGACGAGGAUGACAUGACGAUCUUUAAUGCGAUCAAUUCAAAAAGUGCCGAGGAGUUAUCUCGUAUUAAUGCGAGUUUAAUUGAUCCGCAAGACAUGUUGGUGAAUACGGAGCUUAUGGCAGUUUUUGUGCCGCAAGUUGAACCGUAUGUCAGUGAAAUGUGUUUCUUGCCAAAAUCGCCUCUCGAAUUGGGACGCGAUCCGUGGAGUAAAGAUGUUGAUGUCAUUUUUGGCGGCGUUUCUGAUGAAGGAUUGUUUUGUUAUUAUUUUGAUAAUAACAACAUGUUGGAUUUUAUGGCGCAAGAUCAUCGUUUUGUGAUGUUGCCGGAAAUGAGAGAAGGAUUAACUGUUGAAGAAGCGCGAAAAAAUGGAGAUAAGUUGUAUGAAUUGUACUUUGCGAAUGAAGCUGAUCGAGUUGCUGGAUUUGCUAACCUCGAAACUGAUCGUCAAUUCUGGCAUGCAAUCCAUCGUUCGAUCAUGCAACGACGUCUCCAUCCAACUGGAUCUGGCAAAACUUAUCUCUACAACUUGGUUUUGGACCCCUCGUCUGACGCUCCCGAAUACUACAACUUUUUACGGAAGCUCUGUAAAAUUCCUCAUCGCAAAGGAACUUGUCACACCGAAGAUUUCCCUCUGAUUUUCAAGACUUUUGCUCCUCGUCUCAUGCCGGGUCACGACAACUACGAAGCCCAACAAACUUUCUUGAAUUAUUUCAUGAGUUUUUGUCACAAUGGAAGUCUCAAUGCGUGGCCUGCUCUCGUCAAAGGAACCACUGAGGACGUUCAAUGUCUCGAAUUCACUCGAAAUGGCUCCGAAAUGAAAGAAUUACCAAACAUUCACAAGCUUCGUAUCUGGGAUUCGCUCUACAAAGCAAAGGAUUUGAUAUAAUUUUCCCCUUGCACAAAAAAAAAUUCAAGAGGGAGAUGGAAAGGAAUGACGUCAUUUGCGGCGCAAGCGUAAAACGAGCGAAAUUAUGUUCUUACACAAAAAUGCAUACAAAUAAAUAUAUUUCGGUCUGCCCCACAAA
Molecule: messenger RNA, 1774 nt
Organism: Culicoides brevitarsis
Lineage: Eukaryota; Metazoa; Arthropoda; Insecta; Diptera; Ceratopogonidae
Product: esterase B1-like
Exons: 3
Coding region: 4-1635 (543 amino acids)
Molecular function (GO): serine hydrolase activity
Source: RefSeq, a predicted model, not a curated record